AUGGCAGCUUCUACUACACGCAAUGUCGAGGUACGGGGAAACACAAGCAGGUCCGUUGGCCUGAUCGGCAUGGGCGACAUGGGCAAGAUGUAUGCGCGCUGCAUCGCCGGCGCCGGGUGGAGAGUCAAUGCCUGCGACCGCGCCGAAAAGUAUGAAGCGCUGAAGGGGGAGUUUGCAGAGAUCGAAAACAUCCACAUCUACGUCAACGGGCACUUUGUCGCGCGCCAGAGCGACUAUAUCAUCUACUGCGUUGAGGCUGAGCUCAUUGACGCUGUCGUCGCCGCAUAUGGGCCCUCGACGAAACUCGGAGCUAUAGUCGGCGGACAGACAUCUUGUAAGGCACCGGAGAUUAAGGCGUUUGAGAAGCAUCUGCCGUCGGAUGUCGAGAUUGUGUCAUGCCACUCGCUGCAUGGGCCGAGUGUGAAUCCUGCCGGACAGCCACUGGUAUUGAUCCGGCACCGGUCGUCUGAUGCGAGCUUUGCGCUGGUUGAGCAGAUCCUGUCGUGCUUCCGGUCAAAGUUUGUCUAUUUGACCGCAGAGGAGCACGAUCGCAUUACCGCCGACACGCAAGCCGUGACACAUGCGGCAUUUUUGAGCAUGGGCACGGCCUGGCACGCAAACAACCAGUUCCCCUGGGAAGUCACGAAAUGGCGUAGCGGCAUCGAGAACAUCAAGAUUAACAUCACACUGCGCAUCUACAGCAACAAAUGGCACGUCUAUGCCGGCCUCGCAAUCCUCAAUCCGGCGGCCCAACAACAGAUCCGCCAAUAUGCCACCUCCGUCACCGAGUUGUUCAAGCUCAUCCUUGAGGGCAAGCGGCAAGAGUUCGAGACGCGCAUUCGCACGGCCGGCGAGUUCGUCUUCGGGAAGCAGCGGGACAAGCUGCUGCUGCGCGACGACAUCCUCGACCAGUUCUCGCUCAGCGGGGUGCCGAAAGCCGAGAGGAAGCCGAAUAGCCAUCUGUCGCUACUGGGAAUGGUCGAUUGUUGGUGGAAGUGCAAUAUUGUGCCCUAUGAUCACAUGAUAUGCUCCACACCUCUGUUCCGGCUGUGGCUGGGUGCAACCGAGUAUCUCUUCCGCCAGCCCGAUCUGCUGGACGACUGCAUCCGCUUUGCGCUUGACGACGAUUCCUUCCGCUCCGACGAUCUGGAGUUUACGUUUGCCGCGCGGGGCUGGAGCGACGCCGUCUCCUUCGGCGACUUCAAUUCCUACCGGCUCCGCUUUGAGAAGCCACAGGAAUACUUUGCCCCCCGCUUCCCCGAGGCCACAAAGCUGGGUAACGAGAUGAUCAAGACUAUCCUGCAGAGGAUGAAGUCUGUAGAAGAAGCCGGCACUUCUGCAACUACUACUGCUGCGAGUGCUUCAUAG
This is a messenger RNA of Morchella importuna, 1368 nucleotides long. RefSeq lists its product as uncharacterized. The transcript has 9 exons. Lineage: Eukaryota; Fungi; Ascomycota; Pezizomycetes; Pezizales; Morchellaceae. Bases 1 to 1368 code for a protein of 455 amino acids. Gene Ontology annotation, molecular function: NAD+ binding; NADP binding; prephenate dehydrogenase (NADP+) activity. Gene Ontology annotation, biological process: L-tyrosine biosynthetic process. The record is from RefSeq and is a predicted model, not a curated record.